UUCCAUUUUGUUCUUCAGAGCGGUGCUUUUAAAAUUGCGUCUAAACAACAGAGGCCGCGCUAGGCUAGGCCAGUGUAUAUUUCGUGAAUAACAGAAAACGUAACCUAAUUUACUAUUAGUAAAUUUGUAAAUUAGUUUCAAUGUGUACUGAGCAUUGCCAUGGAACCUUUUAGAGCAACAAGAUUGUGGAAUGGUCUAAUUAAAGAAUUUCGAAAUGGUAUGCACCCAAAACGACAUCGUUGGAGGAUGCGUCAUUAUGACAAUUGCUUCACAUCAACUGAGGCUAUCGAAUUUCUGUUGAAUCAUCUACACAACGACACAAACUUUGGACCUUGGGUCACUCGUGAUCAGACCUCACGACUUCUAAGCAAGUUUAUUGAGAAUCGCGUCAUUGUUGUGUCCAUCCUCUCCAAUUAAGAAGCUUCGAUCAGCUCUCAACAGCCGUACAAAUCUUCGUGAACUAGCAGAAGCAAGCCCUAAAAAACGUCCAAAAUCAGUUCAAGCCAAGAAGCUUCCAUCCAGAAAUCCACCAACAGCAUUGACAGUGCCACACACCCACACUUCGGCAUUAACUGAAGUUAAUGAGAAUAACUUUGUACGACGUCAAUCUGCACGACUCAUGUCUUGUAAAUAUGUGCCAAGAAGUAUCAGUAAAGAUGAGUUAGAGGACCUUUGGAAAAGCUCUGCAAUAACACGGCUUCAGCGUAUCACAGGAGUAUCAACAAUUGAUGAUUUUGUGCGUGUUGAUGAAAUCCAAGGUCGGGAUAUUAUUCAGAAUAGCUUGCACAUCAAUCGUAACAACAUGGUCAUCAUUGAAGACAAGAGCCAAGACCUACCUCACUGGGUGCUAUCUGCCAUGCGGUGCCUUGCUCACUGGCCAGAUCGAACUGAUGAAACAGGUUUACCGUCAUAUCCUGGCUUUGAAAGAGAUGUUUUUAAGACCGUUAGCAACUACUUUCACAGCCUGUCUGAACCUUUGUUGACCUAUAAUCUCUAUGAUAUCAUCACUGGCUCCUUCUUGAUCUGUGAUAGACGAGAUCGAGGGCUCGGAGACUCCCCUUGUGAACUUACUACACCGCCAAGUGUGGUCACAUCAACUCACCUUUCCACAUUUGGUUCCGUAGAGAAUCUCAUGCUUGAUUUAACAAUGGGAUGGACACCACUAACUAAGUUCAGUGGUCAGUCAACAGAAGGAAUAAACCGUGUUGGGUGUGAAAGGCGGUCGAUGCGACGCCAGUUGUCAAAUGUGACACCAGUAGCAAGGAGGAAAAACACCAGCCAGUCACCUUCCGGUGGUAAAGGUAAUGAUUGUCACUCCUCUGGUACCAUCUUCUGUCUAACAUCUCAAAAAAUAACUUCUUGCGAACAAAACGACCAAGAUGAGGGCUGGGUACAACCAUGUGAUGGUGUUGAAGUAGAUGUAGCGAAAACGUCCCUAAAGGAACUGACUUGCUGUCCAAGAAAACGUCCACAAAGUGCUACGGUUGAGUACGACCACAUCCGUCAAAAAUUGAAUGAUCCUGUCACUGAUGUAUCACCAAGUAAUUGCGUCAAUAGUUACGGUUUCCUGCCAAUGUAUGCUGAUAAUUCCAUUUCUACAAAGCAAGUUUGUAAAAAUCCAAAACGAUACUCGUCAGAUUCCAACCUGACGAGCAGUCGCUCAGUCUUCUGUUUCCAACGUGGCAGACUGGGGUUUGAAGAUGUCCAAGCCACAAACACUAAUAGUAGACAACCCCAAAGUGACCUGCAUUAUGCUUCUACCUCAUGUCUAAUUUCGUCAAAUAAAGAUCUAUCACCAGAUUCUGGAAAAGAUUCAUUUGAAUUAAGUCGUAGCAGGAGUGGGUCGUUUAGAAAUCGUAAAAAAUUCAGCUCACUCACGAACAUAGACAUUAAAUCUGAUGAUAACAAGCACAAAAAGGCACCCAGAAGUAAUUUAUCCUUUUCAAAACAAUUUGGAUCGGCAUCGGAAAUAUUUCAAAAAUUGUUUACAAAAAGGAAGGAUAAAACUACUCUUCAAGAUCAGGCAUCUUGUGACUCUAAGAUAAGACCUCAACAAGUAAAUUUAGCCAAAAGUAAUAAAGAUUUUUCCAGUUUACCCAACAAUAAAAGGCAAACAAGUCCACCGUAUCCGUCCCCAUUACGUGCAACUAUAUCGCAACCUGUACUAAUCGGUAGGCGCAAUGACUCUGGUUCCAGCAUUGAUUCCUUCUAUUCCGCCAAAAGCAAUUUGACUCGACAAAGUAUCAGCUCCUCGAGUAUGAAGUGGUCAACACCGGAUGAAGAGCAGAACAGUUGCAAACAUUCCACUAGCUCAACAAGUUUGUGUUUGACAGAUGAUCAAUCAUACACUGUAGAGGGUCUGAAGAUCUGCUGCCUUCUCCUGCCGCCACCGAACAGGAAAAAACUUUACCUACUCCUGAAACUCAUGACAAAGAUGGUGAAUAAUAAGGAGCUCAAUUUGAGCCAACACAUGUCUACCAAAUCAUUAGUAUUGCAAACGUUUUGGCGAAGUAUCCUAAGUUGUGAGGUUGAGGUGGGACUGGAUGAGAUCCUUGCCAUUAAGGUCGUGACCUAUAUGAUGGAGCACUAUGACCAGAUAAUGACAGUUUCACAGGAACUGAAGUCUGAUGUCGAUGAAAGAAUUCUGUAUUUACGGAGAACUCAGGUUAAGUUCAAUGCUGAGGAAGGCAUAGAGAACAACCCUGUUUCAUACUGCCAGAAAAUCAGCUUAGAUGAAUACAAGCAGCAAAAGUUAAGCCAUUCCGAGAAUGCCAUCUCUUCACUUCUGGAAUCAAUAAUCAACAACAAGACCAUGCCAGUUAAGGUCAAGAGGAAGAAAUUGAAAAAGUUCCAGCAAGAAUAUCCAGAGAUUUAUGCCAAAAGGUUGCCAACGACAUCGCAUGAAGCAGAAUUGUUCCCACAAAAGCCCAAGAUCAAACAACCAAUGCUGAACAUGAAGAAAUCCCUUACAAAGUUGAAGUCCAUCAGAUAAAGAUAGAAAGCAGUGGUGCUCCCUCCACCUUUCUCAUCUCAUCUGAUCUGCAUGGUGAUUUAUUAUUGUCAAUUAAAAAUUUUGUUUUACAUGCAAAAGCUGGGACCACUUUUCUUUCCUGAGAUCAGGUUUAUUGUUUUAUGUUUGUAGUCAACAAUCUGAGAUUUUUUGAUGUUAUGGAUGAUACAUCAUGGUUUAGAAAUUUAUACAGUAUUUAGCUCAUGAUAACAGUAAUACUUGUUAGUAAACCUUACACAGUACCUUAGUGUAAAUCUUAAAUAUAUAGUACCUUUUGAGAAUUUUAUAAGAUUAUGUAUUUUAGAUGUUUUACAAAUUGUGAAUUUAUUUAACGUCCAGCUGUUUUCGAAUCUAGUAGCUAAUAUAUUUGUAGGUUUUUUUGUAAGCAAAGUUGUCGUCAUUUUAUAUGCAAGAUGUUUUACUUCUUUGCAGUUUAUAUCAAGUAUUAUGUAUCAUACAGUAAUUAACUUGUAGCAUAUCAUAGUUCCUUAAUGUUUACUGCUUAAUUGUGUCUGAAAUUGGAAUAAUCGUACCUUUUAGUAUUUAUGUAAAUAAUUUGUAUAAAGUUUCUGUUUAUUGUAAAUAACCCUUGCAGCUAUUCUGUCCAGCCAAAAAUUGUAUGUGUAUUAACAUUUUUUAGUUUCAUAUUUUAACAACUAUAACUCAAGGCUGAAGCAUGGUAUACUGUACAACUCCAGGAACUUAUUAUAUAGAAGCUAUUUAUUGAAAUUUAAUCUGUACAAGUUCACAGGGUAGGUACCAAAGUAAGUCUUUCUCCACACCAUCACAUUUUAUGUGAGACAAAAAAUGUGAUGUUUGCAUUUAAUACGACGGCAUGCUCAUAUAUGGGCACAUCACAAGUUUGUUGCAUACAAUUUGAUAGUGUGGACUGAAUGUUGCUGAUAAUUUUGUUCUAAUUAAUUUUGUAAGUGUUCAUUCCGCAUUUAAGCGGUUGGAAAUGCCCAACCAUGCUUAAUUUGAACCUAUGAUAAUGUUGCAGCUUUUUAAUACUCAUUCUCUGAUCCAUUUCUGAUCUGGUUCAUAAUGUCUAGCCUUACAAUUAUGAUAAUUUAUUGUACAGUCAGUUCGAAAGACAGAUAGAAAAAAUUUCGAUAAUAGAUGGCUUUUUAUAGUUUAGGCCAGUCUACUUUUGUAUGUGUCAUCGUAAAUAUUAUUUUGAAUUAAGCUAUUCUAAGUUUUUAUAUUGUUCUAUAUCAUUUAACAAAAAUAUCAUUUUACAAUCUUUAUUAUCUGAAGAGGUUCACCAAUUUUGAUGGGUAAAAUAUAUUCCAUUCACCAUGAAACAAUCUUAUAAUCUACUUAAUAAUACUGUAGAUGAAAUUGCAGAGUUUUAAAAAGUCAAAAGAAACAUUUUAAUUAUUUCAAUAUGCAGUAAUUUUCUUUUAAUAUUCUGAUAAAGCUAAUUGCUGUCUGAAACUGAGGUAGUAAAGUUAUGAAAAUAGGAAUAAAAUAUAUAUACAAAUA
Anneissia japonica is the source of this 4495-nucleotide messenger RNA. Its product is annotated as DEP domain-containing protein 1B-like. NCBI's taxonomy places the organism in Eukaryota, Metazoa, Echinodermata, Crinoidea, Comatulida, Comatulidae. The record is from RefSeq and is a predicted model, not a curated record. Gene Ontology annotation, biological process: intracellular signal transduction.